AUGGCCACGGACAGAGGCACACAUCUGCAGCGCUCUCCCCGGGUCUCCUCUCUACUCCUCCCGCUCAUCUGUCUUCUGUCUCUGCUGGUUUCCCGACUCGACGCGGUCCCUCUGAGGCCGGGGGAGAAGGCAGACACAUGCGGGUACCAGUCGUGUCAUGUGACCAAGGCCGGCUUCCUGAACGUCCACCUGGUCCCUCACACUCAUGAUGACGUGGGUUGGCUCAAGACUGUGGACCAGUACUUCUACGGAGAGAACCUGACUGAGAACCUGACUGAGAACCUGACUGAGAACCUGACAGAGAACCUGACAGAGAACCUGACUGAGAACCUGACAGAGAACCUGACAGAGAACCUGACAGAGAACCUGACUGAGAACCUGACAGAGAACCUGACAGAGAACCUGACUGAGAACCUGACAGAGAACCUACAGAGAACCUGA
This is a messenger RNA of Knipowitschia caucasica, 441 nucleotides long. The record is from the annotation of a GenBank genome assembly. Lineage: Eukaryota; Metazoa; Chordata; Actinopteri; Gobiiformes; Gobiidae.